AUGACCCUGGAUCCAGACACGGCCAACCCCCAUCUAGUCCUCUCUGAGGACCGGAGGAGCAUGAGCUGCACCACAACCUCUCUGAGGUGCCACCAGGGCCUGAAACUCCUCUUCCAGCUGCUCUUGAAUCGCCGAAUCCCACCGGAAUCCACGGAUUAUCUGCCUGGGGAUAUUCCAGGACCCCGUGUUCAUCCACUGUGGGCACAGCUUUGUCGGUCGUGUAUCAGUCAGACCUGGGAAGGACUGACUACCAACUUCUCCUGCCCCCAGUGCAGGGAGAUGGGGGACCAGAGAUUCCUCCGCCCCAACAGGGAGUUGGCCAACGUGAUUGAAGCAGCCGAGAGAUUGAACCUGCCACCAGUCAGAGAGGUGGAAGGAGGGGAGAACUUGUGUGAGAAACACCAGGAACCCCUGAAGCUCUUCUGCCAAGAUGACAAAAGGCUCAUCUGCGUGGUGUGUGACAGGUCCAAGAUGCACCGUGACCAUUCUGUGGUUCCCGUGGACGAGGCUGCCCAGGAGUACAAGAAACAAAUUCAGACCCAACUGCACCUUCUGAAAUCAGAGCAAGAGGCGCUUCAAUCUUCCGUGAAGGACAGAGAAGACAGACUCAAGGACCACACUGAGAGGACAGAAGCUGCAAAGCAGGAGAUUGUGAGGACAUAUAGGAAGCUGCACGAGUUCCUGGACAAGGAGGAGUCCUCUCUUCUGGCCCAGCUGGAGCAGCUGGACACAGAGAUAAGAAAAGCCCAUGAAGAAAUCCUCCAGAGGCUUUUGGAGGAGACAACGAGGCUGGGCACGCUGACUGGGGAGAUGGAGAGGACGUACCAGCAGCCAGACUGGCAGCUCCUGAAGGACAUCGGAACCACCUUGAGCAGGGGCCAGAGGGAAACGCUCUCCCACUCACUCCAGAUUUCCCCGCAGCUGGAAAAGAAAUUCUCUGAUUUCACUGAGAAUUCGGCAAACAUCGAGGAACGUGUGGAGGAAUUCCGAGGUACCAAGGGCAGGUCCAGAAAGGGCAAUGCCAUCGUGCUUCUUGGUGGGGAGGGAUGGAGUGAAGCCAGGGGAAAGAAAGGCAUCCUGGGUGCUGAAUUGAACCAAACACGUGGCCAACCAUUGAUUGACAUCAAUUGCUCUGCUGCCUCCUUUCACCCUUCUCCCAUCCUGGUCCCACCACCAGGCAAUGCCUGGAGGGGUCCCAACCAGGUCAGAGUGAUGGGAGAGGAGAGAAAAAACCCUCUUCCCUCCAAAUCUGCUGCAAUGAGCCUGACUCUCUCUCCACCUCCAGCACAGAUGAUGCUGGACCCAGAGACAGCCAAUGCCAGGCUUUAUCUCUCGAAAGACUGCAAGCUUGUGGGGUACGAAUUCGAUAAGCAGGACCUGCCCUCCAACCCGAGGAGGUUCUCAGUCUAUCCCUGCGUGCUGGGCUCGAGAGGCUUCACAUCGGGGUGGCACCACUGGGACGUGGAGGUCCACAGAGAAGACUUUUGGGCCAUUGGUGUUGCCAAGGAGCUUGUUCCAAGGGACCGUUGGUUGUGCCUGAAUCCCAAUGAGGGGAUAUGGGCUCUGUGUCGUAACCUAAAUGGGUACAGGGCUCUGACCUCUCCUGCUCGCACCCCCUUGACUCUAUGCAGUGUCCCCAAGCGGAUACGAAUCUACUUGGACUAUGAGAAAGGGAGGGUGGUGUUUUUUGAUGCCGAGAGCAAAGAACGGAUCUUUGCUUUUCCACCGGCAUCUUUUCAGGGGCAGAGAGUCUUCCCGUGGUUCAUGGUGAUGUUUGAUGCUCAUCUCAAACUUCUUCCCUAAGGCACAGGACAAGAAAAAACCCAACCCCCAAAGCCCUCGAGUUACCCUUGGGAAAGAAACCAGGGGCUGGGUUUUGUCCCAAUCCCACCAAAGGGACAGGAAAGGGGAGUGGUGUUUGGGUUCCUUCUGUGCAAAAUGGGAGCAUUUCUGUGCCUUCAACUCUAUUUUGAUCUUUCAAUCCCUGUUUAAUCACUACAUGGUUGUUAUAGGAUGGCUGCAAACUUUCCCUGAUGGGGCGUUAAAAUAAAAGUACAAGUCCAAAUAA
Molecule: messenger RNA, 2068 nt
Organism: Calidris pugnax (ruff)
Lineage: Eukaryota; Metazoa; Chordata; Aves; Charadriiformes; Scolopacidae
Product: E3 ubiquitin-protein ligase TRIM39-like
Exons: 8
Coding region: 1-1803 (600 amino acids)
Molecular function (GO): protein binding; zinc ion binding
Source: RefSeq, a predicted model, not a curated record